This is a messenger RNA of Hymenoscyphus albidus, 870 nucleotides long. Lineage: Eukaryota; Fungi; Ascomycota; Leotiomycetes; Helotiales; Helotiaceae. The record is from the annotation of a GenBank genome assembly.
CAGAAGUAGAUAAGAUGGCAUCAGCCGGCAUUAAAAUCCUGCCAUGUGAGUUCAUCGAUAUGGAAGUACGUGUAGAUAUUUACAACGAAGCAUUUGCCGAUGAUCCAGCAUUAUAUUGUAUGCGUCCCCGAGCAGAUCCAAUUGUGGUGAAGAAGAACACUUUGGAGAAUUUUCAGAAGGGUUACGAGGGCCCUGGGAUGAAAUAUUUCAAGGCAAUUGAUGGGGAUACUGGGUAUGUAAGAUAUCUCCAAGUCUUGUCACUUUGCAAAGAACCAAGAAGAGAUAGACAUGAAGCGCUAUAUUGACAGCACCGCCAUACAGUGAAAUCGUUGGUUACAGCAGUUGGCAAUAUCCACACACUCCAGACCCAAAUGAGCCAGAUCCCGAAACUGCAAUCCGCAACGCAACUCAACCUCCAGGAUCGAACGAUGAAUUGAUCGUUGAGUUCCUGGUCAAAUUUCUACAUGCAAGACAGAAGUGGCAUGUACCUCAUUUACACUACUGUUCGUGUUUCCAUCCCCAACCUCUCCCUAAAAACUAAAUUCAUGUCUGUGUGAGCUUGCUGACAAACAACUGAAGACCUCAGACUCCUCGUUGCUCAUCCGGGAUAUCAAAGAAGAGGAAUUGGGACUAUGUUACUAGAACCGGUUUUGGAAAUCAUUGAUGAGGCCAAAGCGAAGACGUUCAUUACAGCUAGUCCAGUGGAUGUGGGUCUGUAUCUGAAGUAUGGUUGGGUGGAGGUAGAUGAGAUUAUUAUUGAUUAUAGUCGCUAUGGUGAUGAGAAAGACGUGAAAACUGCAGUCUUAAUGAGACACCCGAAAGGACUUCGUAUGAGCAAGAAUGGGACUGCAAAGCGGCAAACUUAGCAAU